AUGACGCCCUCUUCAGCAGCCCCGGCCAAGAAGCCCCUCUUGUUCUUCACCUCCUUUGCAGGCGAAGGCCACACAAACCCAGUCCUAGCCAUUGCGGCCUCGAUGGUUCAGCGCGGAUACGACGUCGCAUAUCUCUGUUCAACAGCCUUCGAGGACAAGAUCAAGGAUGCCGGGGCUGAGUUCUUCGAGAUUGCCUGGGAGCAUCAAUUCAAGAGCCCGGAAGAGGCAGCAAACGUCGCGAGCAUGGCAAUUGGCUUAAAACGAUUGGCUGUCCAGCUCGUCUACGUGUUCUACAAGGGCUUGUCGAUGCGCGCAAAGGCCGUGGCAGAGACGCUCGAAAGGCUGCGAGCUCGGGAUCUCGACCGUCAAAUCAUCUGCAUCGAGGACAUCCUCAACAUGGGCACCAUGCCCUUUCGCUACGGCUGCCCCCUGCCGGCCGGCUUUGACACGCCGCCCAAGACCAUCGGAAUAAGCCCGGUUCCCCUCAUGGUACAGAGCCAAGACACGGGCCCCUUUUUGCUUGGGCUGCCGCCAGACUCGACCGAAUCAGGCCGGUUGAGGAACAAAGCCUUGAACCGACUGGUCAACGAGGGUCCGUUGAGGCCGUUGAUCGAGGCCUGGGAACAUGCACUCGAUGCGUGCGGAUGCACCGUCACACCCUCGGGCAGCCCCAUGACUGCGUGGUUCACGGCGCACGACGCCUCCAUCAUGCUGUGCUCUCCGAGUCUGGAGUAUCCCGUGUCCGACUUGCCGAGGGCAGUGCAGUUUGCAGGAUGCCUGCCACGGGGGAAAGUCAGCUCCAGCUUUGAGUAUCCAGUCUGGUGGCCGGAAGUGACAGACAACGCGAGGGGCACGGCGAGUUCCAAGAAGAUCAUCUUUGUUUCCCAAGGAACGGUAAACAAGAACUGGAACGAGCUGGUUCUCCCGACGCUGCAAGCCUUCGCCGGCCGCGACCAGCUGCUCGUCGUGGCCGCCCUUGGACUCCGCGGGGCCAAGCUUGACGACGCCGUCGACGUGCCUGCCAACGCCAGAGUCAUUGACUACCUGCCGUACGAUGUGAUACUCCCGCUCGCCCACGUCUUCAUCUCCAACGCGGGCUACGGCGCCUUCCGCCACGCCGUCGUGAACGGCGUGGCCACCGUCUUUGCCGGGGAGACGGAAGACAAGCUCGAGGUGGCCAUGCGCGGCGAGUGGGCGGGCUUCGCGCACAACCUGAAGACGCAGACGCCGUCGCCGGAGAAGCUGAGGAUCGGCGUGACAAAAGUUCUCGAUGACGAACGAUACACGACGAGAGCGGCCGAGUUGCGAAGGGAAAACGAGGCCCUGGACUGUCUGGCGCGGAUCGAGAAGCAGGUUGAGCUAUUCACGGAAUGA
Molecule: messenger RNA, 1374 nt
Organism: Hirsutella rhossiliensis
Lineage: Eukaryota; Fungi; Ascomycota; Sordariomycetes; Hypocreales; Ophiocordycipitaceae
Product: UDP-glucuronosyl/UDP-glucosyltransferase
Exons: 1
Coding region: 1-1374 (457 amino acids)
Molecular function (GO): glycosyltransferase activity
Source: RefSeq, a predicted model, not a curated record